Messenger RNA from Prosopis cineraria, 2130 nucleotides. RefSeq names its product receptor-like protein EIX2. NCBI's taxonomy places the organism in Eukaryota, Viridiplantae, Streptophyta, Magnoliopsida, Fabales, Fabaceae. The coding region runs from base 1 to 2130 and encodes 709 amino acids. The transcript has 4 exons. The record is from RefSeq and is a predicted model, not a curated record. Gene Ontology annotation, molecular function: protein binding.
AUGAUUAAUUGCUUGGCCUCUGAUCGGGAAGCUCUCAUGGACUUCAAAACUGGGCUUCAUGAUCCUGAAAAUAUGUUAUCUUCAUGGAGAGGCAGCAAUUGUUGUCAGUGGCUUGGUAUACAGUGUGACAACAAUACAGGAGCAGUUGUAGCCGUCGACAUUCACAGCAUGAGUGGUGAGAUAAGACCGUCUCUGAUGCAGCUCAAGUCACUGCGGCAUUUAGACUUGAGUUUCAAUUCUUUCAAUGGCAUAGCAAUACCUCAACUCUUUGGAUCACUGGACAAUUUGCAAUAUCUAAACUUGUCAGACGCUGGUUUUGGUGGCCUCAUUCCUUCCAGUUUGGGAAAUUUAUCUCACUUGGAAGUUCUUGAUCUCAAGGUACGACAUGACUUAUCUAUUGGCAAUUUCCAAUGGAUAACUGGUCUUAUCUCUUUAGAAUAUCUUGAUAUGAGUGGGGUCAACCUUUCAUUGGUGAAGGAUUGGGUUGAUGCUUUGAAUCAGCUACCUCCUCUAGUUGAACUGCAUCUAUCUGGUUGUAGCUUGUUUGGUUACGACCCAUCUCUUGUGUCUUUAAAUUUUACUUCACUUGCUGUCAUGGAUCUCAGCUUCAAUAACUUCAAUUCAAAGAUACCUGAUUGGAUUCAAAAUGUAAGCAGCCUCCAAUAUCUUGAUAUGAGUGAAAGUAAACUACAUGGAAGAAUACCACUUGGUCUGGGUGAGAUGCCAAAUUUAGUUUCAUUGGAUUUAAGUCUCAGUUACAAUCUAACAGCAAAUUGCUCCCAGCUCUUCAGAAAAAAAUGGGAAAAGAUACAAGUUCUUCGUUUAAAUGACAAUAAGGUACAUGCAAAACUCCCCUCAUCUUUGGGAAACAUGACUUCUCUAGUCCUUCUUAACCUUGAUAACAAUGCUGUUGAAAGUGGUAUUCCAAGUUCCAUUGGAAAACUCUGCAACUUGAGUCAUUUUUAUCUAUCAAGAAAUAACAUGACAGGAAGUCUGCCUGAAUUUCUUGAAGGAACAGAAAGCUGCCCUUCUAGGAAUCCUUUGCCUAAUCUACAUCAAUUUCAUCUGGACGACAAUCAACUGAUUGGACAAAUCCCUAGUUCUUUAGGGUCAUUGAAAAAUCUCACCACCUUGCAGCUUUCAACGAAUAAACUCAACGGGACUCUUCCUGAAAGUUUAGGACAACUUUUUGCCUUGCUCCAAUUGGAUGCCUCCAUUCACGCUCGUAAAGCUCGGAAUGGGUCAAAUGCAUUCUAUGGAGAAAUACCUUCUCAGCUUUCAAAGUUAAGUUCGUUGCAAGUCUUGGACGUUGGGGAGAAUCACUUGAGUGGCAGUAUUCCGACAAGCAUUGGUGAUCUUAAAGCCAUGGCUCAAGAGAAAAUAAUGAUCAGAAAUAUAAUGCACGGGAUAUUUCGAGGUGCGUACUAUCAAGAUAGAUUGAUUGUGAAUACAAAAGGGCAAUCACUGAUGUACACCAAGACUCUUUCCCUUGUCACUAGCAUUGAUCUUUCAGGAAACAACUUGUCUGGAACAUUACCCGAAGAAGUAACAGGCUUGUUUGGUCUAGUGGUUUUGAACUUGUCAAGAAACCACAUGACAGGCCACAUUCCUGAGAGCAUAUCAAAUAUGCAUCAAUUAUCAUCCCUUGAUCUCUCAAGCAAUCAACCUACUGGUUCCAUUCCUCAAAGCUUGUCUUCAUUAUCAUUUUUGGGCUACUUGAAUCUAUCCCACAACAAUCUUUCUGGUGCCAUCCCCUACAAAGGUCACAUGACAACUUUUGAAGCAUCUUCAUUUGUUGGUAACCCUGAUCUCUAUGGCUGUCCCCUUCCUGUGAUGUGCCAACUUAAUGGUGAUGAUCAUGUUCAUGAUCCAAACAGGGGAACAGGUAAUGACAGAAGAAAUGAAGAGGACAAUGAUGAUGAUGAUGGGUUCAUUGAUAAAUGGUUUUACUUGUUCCUUGGCGGAGGAUUUGCAGCAGGGCUUUUGGUACCCUUCUUCAUAUUGGCAAUGAAUAGAUCUUGGAGUGUUGCUUACUUUGAUUUUGUGGAACUAGUUAUUGUUAAAUUUCUGGUGUUGAUGCGUAAAAGAAGAUUCAACCAUGGGCGUGAGAUCAAGCCUCGCCACAGGUAG